AUGAAUGUCGAAUAUUUCCAGAAGCUAUGCUGGAUCUGGGAGUGGAACCCAGAGAUAAAGAAACAACAACAAUCUCCGAACAAUGUGAUUCUUGCCCAAGAGCGAAUUCGCAGGGGAUCUGGAUUCUGCGUGAAUACCACCACUCACGUGACGCUCUACUCGUCCGAUUCUACACCAGCAUAUGGCAUUGGCAUUGAAGUCAAUUGGUCACAAGAAGAUGUGGCUGGUGGACGUGUAGGUGGUGUGAGUGCCCUUGCGAGAUGGACAUCCGCAGCGAACAAACGAAUGAGCGCGCUCCGUGAAAAACUACUGAUGUGGAUGAAGAACGUUAUAUAUCUUCAUAUAGUCGACAUCGAUGCCAAACGGGCCGAUAUCCAUACCUCUGGCCGACUUGCCACCUCUGGAACCGUCGGAGCCAUCACUCUUCCCGAAGGCUUUACCGAUGCCUUCCACGCCCUCUUCGUGGCGCGAGGGGUGGAUAGAAUCUCCAUCAAGACAUGCCAACCGCCCGAUCGCCUCGGGGGAUAUGCUGGUUUAUCCACCCAGCCUCCGGUUUACAACACCCACCUCCUCAUCUCUUCAAAACGACACGCAAGUUCCUAUGACCCGGAGGCGAGCGGCCUUGCGCAAACGCCCAAAGUCCAAGAGCGAGAACGAAGGAAGCUCGGGUACGAAGACUGGCAUCACCACAUCUGCGCGCUCUACGAAGAUUCGGCCUCAGAAAAAGGUUCCGUUGCUUGGAUAUGA
Serendipita indica DSM 11827 is the source of this 747-nucleotide messenger RNA. The record is from the annotation of a GenBank genome assembly. NCBI's taxonomy places the organism in Eukaryota, Fungi, Basidiomycota, Agaricomycetes, Sebacinales, Serendipitaceae.